This is a messenger RNA of Chelmon rostratus (copperband butterflyfish), 1107 nucleotides long. It is a transcript of the gene zmynd12, whose product is annotated as zinc finger, MYND-type containing 12. The coding region runs from base 1 to 1107 and encodes 368 amino acids. The record is from RefSeq and is a predicted model, not a curated record. The transcript is spliced from 8 exons. Gene Ontology annotation, molecular function: protein binding. Lineage: Eukaryota; Metazoa; Chordata; Actinopteri; Chaetodontiformes; Chaetodontidae.
AUGGAGUCUAAAGCUCAAGUUGUGGGGACAACAGCCAAAAUAAUUCCCCUUGCCUCGUCCAAAGGAGCGGAGAAGUUGUGUGAAGUUUGUCAAAGCGAAGCCCACCUGCAAUGCACCAAGUGCCGGGUCACCUUUUACUGUGAUGCAGAGCACCAGCAGGCUGACUGGGUGGGGAUCCACGAGAGAAUCUGUCAGUUGCUUGUUCCCAUUCGCACACCGACACUCUUUAGUCUCCAACGGGCUGGUCGCAUUGAAAUGCAACUUAAAAAGGCAGAACUGAUUGAGAUUUGCAGGAUGGUGGCACAGCGCAAACUGUCUGAGGGGAAACACCAGGAUGCUCUGCCUGCGGCCCAGUUCUGCCUGCGCUGCUCCAUAGAUGUCCAUGGCCCCAGUUCUGUCCAGAUGGUCCCUGCCUACCUGCUGCUGGCUGAUGCCAACAUGGGUCUGGGUAAUCUAGCCCUGGUGGCGGAGUUCCUGUCCCAGGCGGAGUGGGCAGUGUUGAAGAGCCCAGAAUGUGGUCGCGCAGUCCACCACCGGUUGCAUAGGAGUCUGGGCCGCCUCCACAUGGCGACUGGAAACCUGGAAGCAGCUCUGCUUAACUUUGCAAAUGAUAUAUACUUUGCCAGUGAGGAGUAUGGUCUGGACAGCACAGUCACCUGUGGUGGCUACUUUCUUAUGGCUGAUGUGUUUGUCAAACAGGGGAAGGUGCCCAUUGCUCGUUCCUUGUACUCUGAGGUGGCACGUACUUGGCACUGCCAUCUGACCAAGCUCUUCAAGACCCACAUCCAGUAUGUCCAGAAUCCUGACAUGAUGUUGGAGCCCUCUUAUGACAAAGCCCAGUGGGCUGAAGUGGACGAGAUGUUAAGAACUAUUUUGGAGUUUGAGCAGAAUGACUCCAGAAGAGACCCACCUCAGACUGCACUGGUGGCCCACUGUCUGGCCAUGCUGUGGUUCCUGGUAGGAGAGUCCCAGAAGGCGCUGGGAUUUUGCAGCAUGGCCCUGCAGGCCAGCCAGCUGAUACCAAACCAUGACCUGACAGAGCCCAUUCAGGGCCUGCUGCAGCUGGUGCAGAGUCCACAUACAGAACCACGUCCUGGUUCUGACUAA